AUGGCCUCGGGCCGGAGGGGCUGGGACAGCGCCCACGAGGACGAUCUGCCCGUGUACCUGGCCCGGCCCGGCACCACGGACCAGGUCCCGCGGCAGAAGUACGGCGGCAUGUUCUGCAGCGUGGAGGGCGCCUUCGAGAGCAAGACGCUGGAUUUCGAUGCGCUGAGCGUGGGGCAGCGGGGCGCGAAGACCCCCCGGAGCAGCCAGGGCGGCGGCCGGGGCGCGGGGAGCCGGCCGGGGCUCGAGGCCGACAGCCCGCGCCGGGGCCAGGGCCAGGGCCAGGGCCAGGGCCAGGGCCAGGGCCGCGAGGACGCCAGGGAGCCCGCGCCCGCCGCGCCCGCCGCGCCCGCCGGGGUGGAGAUCCGGAGCGCCACGGGCAAGGAGGUGCUGCAGAACCUCGGCCCCAAGGACCAGAGUGACCGUCUCCUUAUCAAGGGCGGUAGAAUCGUCAAUGAUGAUCAAUCCUUUUAUGCUGAUAUUUACAUGGAAGAUGGUUUAAUAAAGCAAAUUGGAGACAAUCUGAUUGUCCCUGGAGGAGUGAAGACCAUCGAAGCCAAUGGGAAGAUGGUGAUCCCGGGAGGCAUUGAUGUCCAUACCCAUUUCCAGAUGCCACACAAGGGGAUGACCACAGUGGAUGACUUCUUCCAAGGGACGAAGGCCGCCUUAGCGGGAGGCACCACCAUGAUCAUUGACCACGUGGUACCUGAGCCGGAGGCCAGCCUGACGGAGGCCUAUGAGAAGUGGAGAGAGUGGGCGGAUGGGAAGAGCUGCUGCGACUAUGCCUUGCACGUGGACAUCACCCACUGGAAUGACAGCGUCAAGCAGGAGGUGCAAAACCUCAUCAAGGACAAAGGGGUUAACUCCUUCAUGGUUUACAUGGCCUAUAAGGAUUUGUAUCAAGUGUCCAACACAGAGCUCUACGAGAUCUUCACCUGUCUAGGCGAGCUGGGAGCCAUUGCGCAAGUUCACGCUGAGAAUGGGGAUAUCAUUGCUCAGGAGCAAACCCGGAUGUUGGAAAUGGGGAUCACUGGCCCAGAAGGCCACGUGCUGAGCAGACCAGAGGAGCUGGAAGCUGAGGCUGUGUUCCGUGCCAUCACCAUUGCAAGCCAAACCAACUGUCCGCUCUACGUCACGAAGGUCAUGAGCAAGAGCGCGGCCGACCUGAUCUCGCAAGCCAGGAAAAAAGGAAAUGUGGUUUUUGGUGAGCCCAUCACUGCCAGCCUUGGCACAGAUGGAACCCAUUACUGGAGCAAGAACUGGGCUAAGGCAGCUGCGUUUGUGACAUCGCCACCUCUGAGCCCUGACCCGACCACUCCUGACUACAUCAACUCCUUGCUGGCCAGUGGAGACCUACAGCUCUCUGGGAGUGCCCACUGUACCUUCAGUACUGCCCAGAAGGCGAUUGGGAAGGACAACUUCACAGCCAUCCCCGAGGGCACCAACGGUGUGGAAGAGCGGAUGUCUGUCAUCUGGGACAAGGCUGUGGCCACUGGGAAAAUGGAUGAAAACCAGUUUGUGGCUGUGACAAGCACAAAUGCCGCCAAGAUCUUCAACCUCUAUCCCCGCAAGGGGAGAAUAUCUGUGGGUUCUGACAGCGACCUGGUGAUUUGGGACCCAGAUGCGGUGAAGAUCGUCUCGGCCAAGAGCCACCAGUCGGCUGCGGAGUAUAACAUCUUCGAGGGACUGGAGCUGCGCGGGGCCCCUCUGGUGGUCAUCUGCCAGGGCAAGAUCAUGCUGGAGGACGGCAACCUGCACGUGACCCAGGGGGCAGGCCGCUUCAUCCCCUGCAGCCCGUUCUCUGACUACGUCUACAAGCGCAUCAAAGCCCGGAGGAAGAUGGCAGACCUGCAUGCGGUCCCCAGGGGCCUGUACGACGGGCCGGUGUUUGACCUGACCACCACACCCAAAGGGGGCACCCCCGCGGGCUCCACCCGGGGCUCCCCCACGCGGCCCAACCCGCCCGUGAGGAACCUCCAUCAGUCGGGAUUCAGCCUGUCUGGCACCCAAGUGGAUGAGGGGGUCCGCUCGGCCAGCAAGCGUAUCGUGGCACCCCCUGGAGGCCGCUCUAACAUCACGUCCCUGAGUUAAGCGACCCCUCCCCAAAGAGAGGGGCGGAAGCAAGAAGAGAUUUUCUUGAAGCCAAAAUGGUACACCAAUAUUUAAGAAGGAAAGCGAAUCCAAACAGUUGCGAUCUAAAGAAUCAAUAAGCCUCAAGCCUUAUGUUUCUCCAAUGCUACACUCGCUUGCCUAGCUUUACGAAUAUUGCUUUGUUUUCUGUUUAUGCAUAGCCUUGAUUUGUUUGACCCCCUCCCCCCAUUUCCAUGCAUGCAAUCAGACAGGCUACUAAGGUAAAAGCGUCUGCUAUAUAGUGUUGAGCGCGUGUGUAGUGCUGCAUUUUAUGACAAGGGGACAGACAAAGCUGGGAUGUCAGGAAAAUCAACAAAAGGGACGUGGGUAUUGGUGGUGAGGGGGUGGUGGGAGCCCAGAGUAAGGCGGAAGGCUCCGAGGGGCUGGGGUAGGGUGUGUACGGGGAGGCGGGCGGGUGGGUGAGCAUAAGGGGGCUUGUGUGUUGUGUUGAAGCACGUUUAUUUCCAUGGAUGAUGGCUACUUGGGGCCGCCGCCCCUUCCUCACGGUCUCCAGGGGUCUGCGGAGAAGGCAGGCAGUCUUCAGGUUCCAGACUUUGUCACAUCCCCUCCUAGAUUUUAUUCCUUUGAACAUUUUAUUAAAACACCAAAACCCAAACCAUCACCUUCACCUGCUCGAUCAUGCCAGUGUUUCGUAGGGCCUCUUUCUCAGUGUUGCUUUCAAAUUCUCCUCUUUCCUGGGCCGGGAAGGAAGAGAGGAGGAAACCCUCCUCCCUCUCUGUCCUGCCUGCCUCUCUGGUGCUCUUUAAAAGGCAGCAGCUGGGAGCACACGCAGGCCCUCGGGGCGGGGCAGCCGCGCUCACAUGCCUUCCUCUAAACGCGUGUUGGAGAUCAUCACCUCACGUGCUCGGGGCCUUGCCCACCCGGGAGAGCAGCGUGCAUCCGGCAUCCUGAGUUAGGACAAGCCGAGGGGGACCCCCAGGAAGGGCUGCUCUUGCUGGCGGUGAGUGGCCGAGUCUUUCCAUCUCGAGUUCCAGGCACAUCUGUGAUUGGAUAGGAUUUGGGGUUUGAAAAUGUAUGUGCUUAGGUGUUCUAGGAGUUUCGCUGUGAACAGGUGGUCUCGGUUGAGGUGGGAGCCAAGCAAGGAUUUGGGAAAGCCAGUCUGUGAGGCUGGGGCGGGGGGCACAUUCUGGGACCAUGGGUCUGCUUUUCAGCCCUCAACUGUCUGCCCUUCCUUCAGCACAUCCUCUGGGGGAGCUUUUGGUGUCUUCCUGCAGCCCCCAGGGUGGUGGAAGUGACGUGCAGCCUUGUGGGGUGUGGCACAUAACAAAGUGGAGCUCAGUGUCCAUCUCCCCAUCCUGCCGCUUCUGAAAGUUCAAUGUGAGCCAGAUGAGGAUCUGUAGAGCUAGGGGGGCCGGGGGCAGAGAGAACAUAGUCGCCCUGGGAUCAGAUACCUGUGCUUGUGGGAUGCAGCUGGCAGGACCCCCUAAGCCUGCGUACUAGGGACUUGAAAGAAAAAGAGCGGGCCUCGGACACCUUUCAGGUGCUCAGGUUGAAGCUGCUUCUCUGAUGGCACUUCUCUAGCUGAAGACCAGAGAGAGGGGAACAGUGUGGCUAAAAAGGGAUUUGGAAAGAGCCAGCGAGGAGGAUGUCCCCCAGCCAGCUAAGCACUGUUCUGGUCGUGAGAAUGAUCGCUGCUCCUCAUAAUAGGGAAGCAUGCUAUUCUAAGGCUUGUUCAUGGUGCCUUUAUUUUAAAGGAAACUUAAGGUGGGGGAGCACGUAGCUCUUGAUUUGUGACUCAUAGAUUUGCUGGCCUGUCGCAGAACUCAGAAUGAAUGACGGGUUUGCAGGCAGAGGGAGAUUGUCCGACCCGAAGCAAGUACACGAAAUACCUCCGGGCCUCCGGGCCGGGCUGUUCUGCGGGGCGUGUUGCAGUACCAGCCACAGCCACCGGGUGGAGGGAAGAAAUCAACUAGAGGGUGCGUCCUCUUGUGGACCCUGGGCUCCUGGUACCCAGAGUCCAGCUCCUCCCUCCAUGACCUCUCUGUGCCAUGACAAUAAAUCUUUCGUGGCCAGGCUGGUCAGCUGCACUGCACCGGGGCUGCUGAACGCAGCGUUCAUUCCCCCCGAACUGGAUAGCCUACACAAGCUCUCCACGCUAACGCCCUCAUGAUGUGCAACAAGGUUUGGGAAAGCCCUUUCUUCACUGACUAGAAGUAAUUUCCCAAGCACAGAGAUUCCUAAGAAUUUCAAGAAAAAUCCCUCUCUUUCCUUGACUUUGGUUUCUCGUACCUUGUUACUGGAGUUAAAGUUUAUAUUCGAAUGUGUCCUGUUCCACAAGGCACACAUCAAAGAGCCCUCCCUACACACGGGGUUUAGGAAGAGAAUCAUGAUGCAAGCCACAGCUCUCUCGGAUUCACGGCAUCUCAUCCAAGUGUGGGAGGGCAUGCUGGACCUUCAUCUCCUGCCCAAGCUUUCUUUGGCCCUCUCAUCUCUUGGCCUGGCCCUCCUCUGAGGGUCCCCCAGCUGUCCCCCACCUUCUCAUUAUUCCUUACCCAGAUAGCAGUCCACUGGGGUUCGCUCUGGGAGGGCCAUAAUCUUGGGUAGUUGAGAAGGUAUUCGUGGAAUUGUUAGACCAGCCAACCUCACCCCGUAGAGGUAUUUCUCCUAUUUCUAUGUUUUCUAAAAACGGCAGUGUUGGAGUCCUCCCAAAAAUGGGGUUUCUUCAGAGACCGGUCACCCUUUGGCCUUUUUCUUCACACCUACACCCAGAGAGUCAUGCUCUGCUGCAAAGGCCUUACUUGCACUCACCCUGAGAAGCCCUUCCCCACAGGGUGGAUGAGCCCCGACUUUGGUUCUAGCCACAAGCUUCCCAGGCCUUCCCCCGCCUGGAAAAAUCCAGCUGGAGUCCCAGAUAUAUACCCAUGGGCUGUCCCAGGCAGCCAGCAUUCAUUGUAAAAGUUCCCUCUUUGGAAAACGGUGUGUGGGUGUUCCGUUCUGUGUCCGGUGAAUAUGAACAGACCGUAAAUCUCCCUGUGAUCUGUGGUAGCUGUGAGGCAGCUCUGGAACGUGAAGAGCUGUUUGGUUUGAACCGUGAAGAAAACUGUGUUUUGAGUUUAGCUGAGAUUAAGGAAAAGUUCAUCAAGUGACUGUUAAUGUACACCUGGUUAUUAAAAUAACUAUGAAAUUA
Messenger RNA from Canis lupus familiaris (dog), 5275 nucleotides. It is a transcript of the gene DPYSL3, whose product is annotated as dihydropyrimidinase like 3. Gene Ontology annotation, molecular function: hydrolase activity, acting on carbon-nitrogen (but not peptide) bonds, in cyclic amides. The coding region runs from base 1 to 2088 and encodes 695 amino acids. Gene Ontology annotation, biological process: actin crosslink formation. Lineage: Eukaryota; Metazoa; Chordata; Mammalia; Carnivora; Canidae. The transcript is spliced from 14 exons. The record is from RefSeq and is a predicted model, not a curated record. Gene Ontology annotation, cellular component: cytosol; cytoplasm.